GUUACAUUUGUUUUAUUGGUCCCUUGUAAAGAUCCAAAGAUGAGUGAAGAAACAUAUGAAGAAACGAUGGAAUCAAACGGGUCUCCUCGUCCUGCUCCAAAACUCAACGAGAGGAUUCUCUCAACUCUGUCCAAGAGAUCUGUAGCUGCACAUCCAUGGCACGACCUUGAGAUCGGUCCUGAAGCUCCAUUGGUCUUCAAUGUGGUGGUUGAGAUCACAAAGGGAAGCAAAGUGAAGUAUGAACUUGACAAAAAGACCGGUCUUAUCAAGGUUGACCGGAUCUUGUACUCAUCGGUUGUUUAUCCUCACAACUAUGGAUUCAUCCCAAGGACAUUGUGUGAAGACAAUGAUCCUCUCGAUGUUCUUGUCCUCAUGCAGGAACCAGUGCUUCCAGGAUGUUUUCUCCGCGCUAGAGCCAUUGGAUUAAUGCCCAUGAUUGAUCAGGGAGAGAUGGACGACAAGAUUAUAGCGGUGUGUGCUGAUGAUCCUGAGUACAGACAUUUCACUGACAUCAAACAACUCGCUCCUCACCGUCUCUCAGAGAUUCGUCGUUUCUUUGAAGACUACAAGAAGAACGAGCACAAGGAGGUGGCUGUCAACGAUUUCUUGCCAUCGGAAAAGGCACAUGAAGCAAUCCAGUACUCCAUGGACCUAUACGCUGAGUACAUUCUCCAUAGCUUGAGGAGAUGAACGUACGCACAAGCUGCAUAUUUAUAUUCCCAUACGGCAAAAGGGAUCAUUCUUGGCAGCAGAAUAUUGUUUUAAAUAAUUAUAUCUGAAUAUUACAGUUUUCUCUUUGUUAUUUUUGUUGUUGUUCUUUCUUGAGAUGUUGCAAUUUUGUUAUAUUGUAUAAUUUGAAACUGAUACAAGGACGAAUGUAUUUUUCAUUCUUUCCUUGUCAUGUUAACUUGUAUACUAAUGGGCUUUAUAAGCUCAUAUGGCCCAAAUAAACUGGCUCUUUUAUAUUUUAAUAACCA
Messenger RNA from Raphanus sativus (radish), 977 nucleotides. RefSeq names its product soluble inorganic pyrophosphatase 3. Gene Ontology annotation, molecular function: inorganic diphosphate phosphatase activity; magnesium ion binding. Bases 40 to 690 code for a protein of 216 amino acids. Gene Ontology annotation, biological process: phosphate-containing compound metabolic process. The transcript has 9 exons. Gene Ontology annotation, cellular component: cytoplasm. NCBI's taxonomy places the organism in Eukaryota, Viridiplantae, Streptophyta, Magnoliopsida, Brassicales, Brassicaceae. The record is from RefSeq and is a predicted model, not a curated record.